AUGCAAACUUUUCUAUUGAUUUAUUUAUGGGAGGAGCUUUUAUUUUUCAGCUUGGUGACAACUAAAGAAAUAGAAGGCUCUCGAUCCCGUGCUCCGGCAAUGUCUCCAUCUGACUUUUUGGACAAAUUGAUGGGACGGACAUCAGGAUAUGAUGCCAGAAUUAGACCCAAUUUUAAAGGCCCUCCUGUUAAUGUCAGCUGCAACAUCUUUAUUAACAGCUUUGGCUCAAUUGCAGAGACAACCAUGGAUUACCGUCUAAACAUCUUCCUGCGCCAGCAGUGGAAUGACCCCAGGCUGGCGUACAGUGAGUACCCCGAUGAUUCUUUAGACUUGGACCCCUCCAUGUUGGAUUCAAUCUGGAAACCAGAUCUCUUCUUUGCAAAUGAGAAAGGAGCCAACUUCCACGAGGUGACAACCGAGAACAAGCUAUUAAGAAUUUUUAAAGAUGGGCUUGUUCUUUAUUCAAUAAGAUUGACUUUAAUUCUGUCAUGCCCAAUGGAUCUGAAGAAUUUCCCGAUGGAUGUUCAAACCUGCAUAAUGCAAUUGGAGAGCUUUGGCUACACAAUGAAUGAUUUAAUCUUCGAAUGGGAUGCAGAUAAACCAGUGCAAACUGCAGAUGGACUAACCUUGCCACAGUUCCUCCUGAAAGAAGAGAAAGAUUUACGCUACUGUACAAAACAUUACAAUACAGGAAAAUUCACAUGUAUUGAAGUAAGGUUCCAUCUUGAGAGACAAAUGGGCUAUUAUUUAAUUCAGAUGUACAUUCCGAGUCUUCUAAUUGUGAUUCUAUCCUGGGUAUCAUUUUGGAUAAACAUGGAUGCAGCCCCUGCUAGAGUAGCCUUAGGAAUCACAACAGUGCUCACCAUGACGACACAAAGCUCUGGAUCUCGUGCUUCAUUGCCUAAGGUGUCCUAUGUCAAGGCCAUCGAUAUCUGGAUGGCCGUCUGUCUGCUGUUUGUGUUCUCUGCCCUCCUGGAGUAUGCAGCUGUGAAUUUUGUGUCAAGACAGCACAAAGAGCUACUCCGACUACGGAAGAGGAAACGCAAGGUCAGAAACCAUCUUCUUAAAUUGAAGCUGGAUGAUGAGGUGAGAGAAAGCCGCUUUAGCUUCACCGCGUAUGGGGCGGGACCUUGCCUACAAACAAAAGAUGGCGUCACCACUAAAGGUGCAAUCAACGCAUCCCAGACUGCCCCAAAAAAUCAAGAUGAUAUGAGAAAACUCUUCAUUGACAGAGCCAAGAAGAUCGAUACCGUGGCACGAGCUGGUUUUCCUUUAGCCUUUUUAAUUUUCAAUAUUUUCUAUUGGGUCAUUUACAAAAUCCUCAGACACGAGGACAUACACCAACAGCAAUAG
Molecule: messenger RNA, 1353 nt
Organism: Hemiscyllium ocellatum (epaulette shark)
Lineage: Eukaryota; Metazoa; Chordata; Chondrichthyes; Orectolobiformes; Hemiscylliidae
Gene: glra3
Product: glycine receptor, alpha 3
Exons: 9
Coding region: 1-1353 (450 amino acids)
Biological process (GO): chloride transmembrane transport; nervous system process; chemical synaptic transmission
Cellular component (GO): synapse; plasma membrane; postsynaptic membrane
Molecular function (GO): transmitter-gated monoatomic ion channel activity; transmembrane signaling receptor activity; glycine binding
Source: RefSeq, a predicted model, not a curated record